ACAAUUUUGCUCUAUUUCUGUAUCAACAAACGAAAACUUAUUAAAAAUAGGGAGAAGUUCUUCCAACAAAAUGGUGGUAUACUCUUGAAACAACAACUCUCCACUAAAACGGGUGGUGUGGAAGCAACCAAAAUUUUUACAGCUGAGGAGUUGAAGAAGGCUACGAACAACUAUACUGCUGAUAGAAUUCUUGGUCGUGGAGGAAAUGGGGUCGUGUAUAGAGGUAUUUUAUCUGAUAAUCGCAUAGUCGCAAUUAAAAAAUCUAAGUUUGUGGAUGAGAAUCAAAUUGAACAGUUCAUCAACGAGGUACUUAUUCUUACUCAAGUCAACCACAGAAAUGUAGUGUCGAGACUCUUUGGGUGUUGUCUGGAAGCUGAAGUGCUCUUGGUUUACGAAUAUGUUUCUCAUGGAACUCUAUAUGAGCAUAUCCAUAAUCAAAAUGCAGCACCUUGGUUAUCUUUGCAAAAUCGGUUGAGAAUUCUUGCAGAGACAGCAAGUUCACUUUCUUACCUUCAUUCAUCUGCAUCAAUGCCAAUAAUUCAUAGAGAUGUCAAAUCUACUAACAUAUUAUUGGAUGAUGUUUACACUGCAAAAGUGGCAGAUUUUGGAGCUUCAAGAUUAAUCCCUCUGGACCAAACACAUGUUGCUACAUUGGUUCAAGGAACGUUCGGCUACCUGGAUCCUGAAUAUUUCCAGACAGGUCAAUUGACAGAGAAAAGUGACGUUUAUAGUUUUGGAGUAGUUCUUGCAGAACUUUUAACUGGGAUGAAACCUAUUUUGAGGGACAAAAGUGGCAAGGACAAAUGUUUGGUGGAAUAUUUUGCCUCGUCCAUGAACAAGAAUUGCUUAUUUCAAAUUCUUGAUCGCAGAGUGGUAAGAGAAGGAGGUCUUGAGCAACUUCAAAAGAUUGCUGAGCUUGUUAAGAGUUGCCUUCACUUGCACGGAGAAGAUAGGCCUACGAUGAAGGAAGUCGCAAUGGAACUUGAGAGUUUAAGAAAGUUCACCAGCCCUUGGGCUAAUGGACGCGGACAUGAAGGGAAUGAAGAUGAACCGUUAGAUCUUUAUACAAUUCCAAUUGACUCUAAUACAGGUAUCGACAACUUCUCUGGACAAUAUCCCAACUCCUACACAAAUAGCAGCAUCUUUUCUGGACAAUAUAGUUCAGAUAGUUCUUCAUUACUAUACAAUACAAAUAUCCCCCGGUGAUCCAGAACAGAAGGUCAAUAUGAUGAUUGAUGAAGAUUUUCUGUGUUUGUAAGUUUCUUUUUUGUCGGUCUUUUUUUCAUAUUGAAUGUUCUGUUGUGUUUUAUCUGCUUUUGAAUUUGUCAUCAAUAUAUUGUUCAUUGUGUUAGUGACAAGAGCUGGAGUUAGUAGAUGUUCGCUCUGAUUGUAAUUGUCACGUCAUUCCUAAAAGAUUACUCCCUUAGUAGACAAGUUGAAACUAUCACACUUACGAACACGUUUCUCCCGAGAGGAUGCACGUUAGUUGAAGUGGUCUGUUCGCCACC
Lycium ferocissimum is the source of this 1508-nucleotide messenger RNA. RefSeq names its product wall-associated receptor kinase-like 1. Gene Ontology annotation, cellular component: plasma membrane. The record is from RefSeq and is a predicted model, not a curated record. NCBI's taxonomy places the organism in Eukaryota, Viridiplantae, Streptophyta, Magnoliopsida, Solanales, Solanaceae. Gene Ontology annotation, biological process: cell surface receptor signaling pathway; protein phosphorylation. Gene Ontology annotation, molecular function: protein serine/threonine kinase activity; ATP binding.